Rhipicephalus microplus (southern cattle tick) is the source of this 1070-nucleotide messenger RNA. RefSeq lists its product as uncharacterized. The record is from RefSeq and is a predicted model, not a curated record. NCBI's taxonomy places the organism in Eukaryota, Metazoa, Arthropoda, Arachnida, Ixodida, Ixodidae.
AUGGACUGCGCCGGUGAUCGAGCCAACGGCCAGCGACAUGACUCAGCAGUGCUACCUGCAAGUGGCGGCGACGGAGACAGGUGCGCCGACAACGGCACCUGCACCUGUGGCAAGUGCGCCCUGGUGAUGUUGCUGACAACCACGGUCAUGAAUCAGGCGAUCAACUUCAUGAACUACGGCGUGUCGAGCUUGGUCACGUUGGCGCUGCCUGACAUAGCGGACGAAGACGUCUUCGACGAAUGGAGCGAACUGGAAGCUGUGGUGUCGCCGCAGUCGUCGAUCGUCACGCCACCGACUCAGCUGACGAACGCCACCUGUCCCGCAUUCGAGGAUGGCCCGUCCGGCAAUGAGCCCGAGUUCAAGUCUCUUCUGGUCAGACUCGUGCUGCUGCUAAUCGAACUGGUGAGCAUGAGCCUGGUGAUGGCCGUCCGAAACCGCGUGCUUCCCAGCUACGAGCGCCUCCACGAACUGGCCACGUCGCUCCUCUGAUAACGUGGCACCCUGCUAUCUCACGCUACGGGCUAUAUACUGCAUCCUUAUCAGUCCGUUGCUCCAUCCUUUUUCCAUGACCUCCUAAUCUUCUAUGCUUCCCGCAACUCCCCUGUCGGAGAUCAUCCCUUCCCUGGAACAUCGAAACUGCUGUGUUCGUGCACCUAAUCUCGCAUUACCGGCUUGUGUAUUGUCUUAUCGGUUUCAUCGUCAUCAUCCGCGCGCCAUUCUUCAGCUUAUCUCGUGCCACAGGGCUCCACUGUGUUGAAGACUCGUCACGUCUUAGAAGCCGAUACAACACCUAUGUGUGUGUGUGAACACUGCUUCUUUAACCUCUGAGACACCAAAAGUUUACCGAAGAAACUGGACUGGUACUGGUGUACAUGCACCGCGUAGUUGUUGGGAAAUCAACAACAGCGAGUUUUAAGUGAUGUCACAAGACUGCUUUGGCGUGGAAGUCAAGGACUCGAACGAAUCGUUCCCUGGUAUAAAAAAAGCCAAAGAAAAAUUGAAUAAUAAUUGAUUCAACCUCGUUCAUUCUAUGAGCGGAUUUUUUUAAAGCUUGAUGUGAACAAAUGUAG